CAGGUCCUGUACACGGACGUUUCCGGUUGCGCUUAUCUACGUAGAGAAAAGGGUUCCGGACCUUGGCUACGCACCACAGUUCCGGGCAGGAACUUUACAAGAGUCAGUGCUCCCGGUCCAGGGCAACUAGAUUUCGCUACCGCAGCCCUACGAUGUGCGCGGUGCUCCGCCAACCCAAAUGCGUCAAGUUGCGAGCCUUACACAGCUCGUGCAAGUUCGGCGUGGCGGCCCGGAGCUGCCAGGAGCUGCUGAGCAAGGGUUGCGUUCGCUUCCAGCUCCCGGUGCCCGGCUCCCGGCUGUGCCUGUACGAAGAUGGCACGGAGGUGACCGACGACUGCCUCCCUGGCCUUCCCAACGACGCUGAGCUCCUGUUGCUCGCCGCUGGCGAGACCUGGCACGGCUAUGUGAGUGACAUCACACGUUUCCUCAGUGUGUUUAAUGAGCCGCAUGCUGGGGUCAUCCAGGCUGCACGGCAAUUGCUGUCAGACGAGCAGGCCCCGCUGAGGCAGAAGCUGCUGGCCGACCUGCUGCAUCAUGUGAGCCAGAACAUUACUGCAGAGACCCGGGAGCAGGACCCAUCCUGGUUUGAAGGGUUGGAGUCGCGAUUCCGGAAUAAGUCUGGCUACCUGAGAUACAGCUGUGAGAGUCGGAUCCGGGGUUACCUGAGAGAGGUGAGUGCUUACACCUCUAUGGUGGAUACCGCAGCUCAAGAAGAGUACCUGCGAGUCCUCGGUUCCAUGUCCCAGAAGCUCAAGUCCAUGCAGUACAACGGCAGCUAUUUCGACAGAGGUGCGGAGGCCAGCAGCCGCCUCUGUACUCCAGAAGGAUGGUUCUCCUGCCAGGGCCCCUUUGACCUGGAGAGCUGUCUCUCCAAGCACUCCAUCAACCCCUACGGCAACAGAGAGAGCCGGAUCCUCUUCAGUACCUGGAACCUGGAUCAUAUAAUAGAGAAGAAGCGCACCGUGGUACCCACGCUGGCUGAGGCGAUCCAGGACGGGAGGGAGGUGAACUGGGAGUACUUCUACAGCCUGCUCUUCACUGCGGAGAACCUGAAGCUGGUGCACAUCGCCUGCCACAAGAAGACCACACACAAGCUGCAGUGUGACCACAGUAGGAUCUAUCGGCCUCAGACAGGACCCAGGCGGAAGCAGCCUGCUCGGAAACAGCCUGCCCGGAAGCGCCCUGCUCGGAAGCGCCAGUGACUCGUGCCAGGCCCUCUUUGAGGCCGCUGCAGCGGUAACGGGGGCAGUUGUGCUUCGGCACUCUAGAAGGUUCAAGGAAAGUUGUUAGGAAUCUUUCCCACGGAUCCGAUUUCUGUACCUUCCCAGUUGGCUUCCCAGCCUCUGACAGCACGUUGUGCAGAGGACAGUACUGGUGCUCAUCCUGUUCCUGUGGCAGGGUCUUCAUGCUCACGGCCCCAGGCUGAACUUGGCCACUGUGAUGCGUGUGCGGUGCUGGUUUGCGCUGAGCUUUUAUGGCCUCUAUUUCCACUGCAAAUGGCAGCUCUGACUACAUGCCUCUGAAAGAAAUGGUGCUUCUGGGGAAAAUGCUUGCAUUUCAUAAUGAACAAUGCAGGGUGUUCUCCGCUGAACUGUUUAAAAUGGCAGAAGGUAGGAAGCCUUCCAGAUGUCUCCUGGUGUGAACAGCUGACUGCGGCAUUAUUUUGAGCCAUAGGAAACUGAUGUUGCACGAUUGGAGCAGGUUUAAACUUUCACAUGGAGAAAUAGGAAACCGUUAAAAGCAUAGAUGGCUUUAUCUGUGCAGGGAAUGACCUUGAACUCAUGAUCUUUCUGCUGCAUCCCUAGAGCUGGGGCUACAGGCGUAUACCACCACACUUGGUAUUUGGUUUUGUAAAUGUGUGUCAACUUGCACACAGUCUGCGAAAUGCCACUUGGCGAAAGCAGUAAUCCUGGGGGAUUCAGCAGGGAUGAGAUCAUCACCAAGUACAAUCUCCUACAUCGUGUAUUUAUAAUACUCCAUUCUUCUUUUUCUCUGAGACCGGGUCUCACUAUGUAGCUCUGGCUGGACUGCAGCUCACUGUAGAGACCAGUCAGCCCCUGCCUCCAGAGUGCUGGGAUCAAAGGUGUGUGCCACCACACCCAGCCUGAGUUUAUUUUUGAAAUGGUCAUUUUAUAUUAUUUUGUAAUGUUUGGAUUUUUAUAUUUGCCAUGUAAUCAGAAAAACAAUAAAAUGUUUCUAAAAUA
Apodemus sylvaticus (European woodmouse) is the source of this 2204-nucleotide messenger RNA. RefSeq names its product DNA fragmentation factor subunit beta (gene Dffb). Gene Ontology annotation, cellular component: nucleus; cytoplasm. NCBI's taxonomy places the organism in Eukaryota, Metazoa, Chordata, Mammalia, Rodentia, Muridae. The record is from RefSeq and is a predicted model, not a curated record. The coding region runs from base 153 to 1202 and encodes 349 amino acids. The transcript is spliced from 7 exons. Gene Ontology annotation, biological process: apoptotic DNA fragmentation; apoptotic process. Gene Ontology annotation, molecular function: DNA endonuclease activity.